AUGGACUGCCUUUUAAGCAUGAUUACAUGUACGCAACAUCUGAAAGUUAGCGGAAAAGAAAUCAAUGUAACAGUUGUCGAGGAAUUAUUGAAUCAACCAGAGAACAACGUCAACAUGACACUUUUUGAUAUGGAUCGACCAUUUCGUAAUCAUACAACUUUUUUAUGCAUAGCUGUGAGGAACCGUGAUGAGGAAUUAAUAGACUAUUUGAUUAAUCGAAAAGCCGAUGUAAAUAAGGGUGACCUAAUUUUUGAGGAUGAGAAUCCUUUGCAUAUAGCAGUUGAAAACGGAGACUUAAAAGUGUUCCAAAAAUUGUAUCAGCUGGGUGCUAAACUUCAUUUACAAACUUCGUUAAGACGAUCGCUUUCUAGGGACACAUCGGAAUCAUAA
This is a messenger RNA of Cotesia congregata, 390 nucleotides long. The record is from the annotation of a GenBank genome assembly. Lineage: Eukaryota; Metazoa; Arthropoda; Insecta; Hymenoptera; Braconidae.